Messenger RNA from Diceros bicornis minor, 2037 nucleotides. RefSeq names its product inositol-pentakisphosphate 2-kinase (gene IPPK). The record is from RefSeq and is a predicted model, not a curated record. Gene Ontology annotation, biological process: inositol phosphate biosynthetic process. The coding region runs from base 666 to 1955 and encodes 429 amino acids. The transcript is spliced from 13 exons. Gene Ontology annotation, molecular function: inositol-1,3,4,5,6-pentakisphosphate 2-kinase activity; ATP binding. Lineage: Eukaryota; Metazoa; Chordata; Mammalia; Perissodactyla; Rhinocerotidae. Gene Ontology annotation, cellular component: nucleus.
UGCGGGGUCUCUUGACCUGGGCUCUGGAGGUGGCGUAGGCGCUUCCCCGCCCUGACGACCCCUUCCUCCUCCUCGGUCAGAACUCAGUGGGGACGCGGCACCCCGUUUACCAGGAAGGUGAGGAGGAUUUUCUGUGUCUGCUGCUGGAGGAUGGACGGCAGCGCCGGCUCCCUGCCUGGUGGCGUGUGUUCCGACAUCUGCUUUUCUGUCGCUUCUCUUACACACCCCACUGUGUGUUGUGCAGUUGUGGUUUGACUUCACAAAGCAUCUCCUGCUGCUCUGCUGACUGUUGGAUUUUCCUUCCCUUUAGAGAGCCCCUGAGCACCUCUUCUGCUGCAGCCCCCCAGUGUCCUGCUCCAAUCAUCACCUGGGCUUACGCCUCACCAUCCGCCCCCACCUCCUGGCUCGCGUCUGCUUCUGCUUCAGUCCUACGCAGCCGUGGGUCCAGAUGGGGUCCCCGAAGGAAUGUGUCCUGCCUGGACCAGGCACCCCUGCCCCAUCUGCGGCUGUGGCCUCCUGUCUGGCCUCCCUGCGGAGUCUUGAGCUCGCCUCUACAAAAGCGUUGUGUGGUGCUGCGUUUUCUGAAGUUUCCUCCAAAUAGGAAGAAGACCUCGGAGGAGAUCUUUCAACACCUACAGAGCAUAGUGGACUUCGGCAAAAGUGUCAUGAAAGAGUUUUUGGGGGAGAACUAUGUUCAUUGUGGGGAAGUUGUUCAGCUGCCUUUAGAUUUUGUGAAACAGCUUUGUUUAAAGAUACAGUCUGAAAGACCAGAAUCUCGCUGUGACAAGGACCUGGACACUCUCAGUGGUUAUGCUCUGUGCCUUCCCAAUUUAGCCAGACUUCAGACCUACCAUUUUGCAGAGCACCGGCCCAUUCUGUGUGUAGAAAUCAAGCCAAAAUGUGGGUUUAUUCCUUUCUCCAGUGAUGUUACACAUGAGAUGAAGCAUAAGGUGUGUCGUUACUGCAUGCACCAGCACCUCAAGGUAGCAACUGGGAAGUGGAAGCAGAUAAGUAAAUACUGUCCCCUCGAUCUCUAUUCUGGAAAUAAACAGAGAAUGCACUUUGCCUUGAAAAGCUUGUUACAGGAGGCACAGAACAACUUAAAGAUAUUUAAGAAUGGUGAGCUGAUUUACGGCUGCAAAGAUGCCCGCAGCCCCGUGGCUGACUGGAGUGAGCUCGCGCACCACCUGAAGCCGUUCUUCUUCCCGUCCAACGGCCUGGCUGGUGGGCCGCACUGCACAAGGGCUGUGAUCCGGGAGCUGGUGCGCGUCAUCACGCGGGUGCUCCUGAGCGGCUCAGACAAGGGCCGGGCGGGUGCCCUGAGGCCGGGGCCCGGGCCACGGGGCCCACGUGUCUGUGAAGCCAGCCCUUUCUGCAGGACUCUGCGCCGCCAAGGAAAAAACACCCCGGAGCGCUCAGGGUUACCGAAGGGCUGUCUUCUGUACAAAACCCUCCAGGUGCAGAUGUUGGACCUGCUGGACAUUGAAGGCCUCUACCCACUGUACCGGCGGGUUGAGAGGUACCUGGAGGAGUUUCCUGAGGAGAGAAAAACGUUGCAAAUAGAUGGGCCUUAUGAUGAAGCGUUUUACCAGAAGCUGCUUGAUCUUUCCACUGAGGACGACGGGACAGUGGCCUUCGCACUGACGAAGGUUCAGCAGUACCGGGUCGCCAUGACUGCGAAGGACUGCUCCAUCAUGAUCGCGCUCUCCCCCUGUCUGCAGGACACAAGCUCCGAUCAAAGGCCCAUCGUUCCUUCGUCAAGAUCCAGGUUUGCCUUCUCUGUGUCUGUGCUGGACCUCGACCUCAAGCCCUAUGAGAGCAUCCCUCAUCAGUAUAAACUGGAUGGCAAGAUAGUCAACUACUAUUCAAAGACCAUACAUGCCAAAGACACUGCCGUGAUGUCGACUAGGUUCAAGGAGAGCGAAGAUUGCACGUUAGUCCUCCAUAAGGUCUAACUUUUUUCCUUUAGUGUCUUGGAAACUUGAACAUAGAAUGUGAAGGUUGAAUAAUAGAGCUAUUUUCUUUUGUGUUGGGUGA